Molecule: messenger RNA, 9073 nt
Organism: Anolis carolinensis (green anole)
Lineage: Eukaryota; Metazoa; Chordata; Lepidosauria; Squamata; Anolidae
Gene: pax5
Product: paired box 5
Exons: 11
Coding region: 1248-2477 (409 amino acids)
Biological process (GO): regulation of transcription by RNA polymerase II; anatomical structure development
Molecular function (GO): RNA polymerase II cis-regulatory region sequence-specific DNA binding; DNA-binding transcription factor activity, RNA polymerase II-specific
Source: RefSeq, a predicted model, not a curated record
CCGCUGUCCACUCCAAGCGAGGUCCUGAAAAGCGGCUGUUUCCGGAAGAGGCGAAGGAGGAGGAGGAGGGAGAAAAGCCUUGGAUGCAUGCGUGUAUGCAUGCAUGCGCGCGCGCCCCGUCCUCUCCGUCCCCCUCCCCCUCCCUGAGAGGCAGUUGGGUGGUGCGCGCGCGCACCCCUGAGAGCGGAGGCUCGCUUUAGGUUGGACGCAUACACACACGCACAUACUUAGAAUCAUCUCACGCACGCGCCUUCUCUCUCUCUUUCUCGCUGUGUCUCUCAAAGAUACACACAGCACAGCAUAAGCAGUGGGGUCGGUCUGUAAAUUGUUUUCCCUUUUCUCUCUUCUCUGCAAACUUUCCUGGCGCGAGGAAGGAAAGAAGGAAGGGAGGAAGGAAGGAGCGCGUGGCGUGUCGGUUGCGAGAGAGAGGGAGGGGGAGUUGGAGGAGCGUGGCGCGCGCCCGCCGCGAGCAAAACACGCCUCCGCGGUCUCUCUCUCCAUCUCUCUCUCUCUCUCUCUUGCGCGCGGCGGGGGGAUAUGCCGCUGGCAGGCUCCUGCUGCCGCCGCCGCCACUGCCUCUUCUUCCUCUUCCUCUUCCUCCUCCUCUUCCUCCUCUCCGCCGCCGCUUCUGGCGCCUCUCCAAGCGCAACUUCUUCCCGCCAACUUCUUCUUCCUCCUCCCGAGGCUCGGCUCUGAAGGCGAGCCUAGGAAAAGGGCAGAAACGGAGGUCCACAUCUCUCUUUCGAUCUCUCUCGCAUCAGGACUCGGGACUUUCCUCGAGGGCGGCUGAGGAAGGGGAGAAAGGGGAGACAAAAGGCCCCAAGUAAGUCGAAGGGAGGAAGGAAAGACGACAACCCGAAGAUGCGCCUGGGAAAGUAGCCUCGCGCUGUGGAAUACCCUUUUCCCUCUCCGCCUCGGACCAGCCCCUGCUUCUCCUCCUGGACCAGGAUCCAUGGCCUUUGCCGCUUGGAGGCGGGCGAACUGAGCCGCAGAGCUGAGAAAGCCACCCAGGCUCCUUUCCUCGGACGAAGAGCAGGAUCUCCGUCCGCGCUUCUCUUUUCGCCGCCGGCUUGGAGAAAGAAGGAGCCCCUCUUUCGCUUGGCCAUUCGCCCAGGGUGUUUUAUCAUUAUUAUUAUUACUACUCUUUCUUUGGACCCAACCGAGCUCUUCCCCAAGGACCCGAAAAGGACGCGUUUGAGGCUUUUUGGGAGUCCGCUUUUGAAGCCGUGUCUCGAGCGGCCGCCCAGAUGGAAAUACACUGUAAGCACGACCCCUUCGCCGCGAUGCAUAGACACGGAGGAGUGAAUCAGUUAGGGGGUGUUUUUGUGAAUGGCCGACCACUCCCUGACGUAGUCCGCCAAAGGAUUGUGGAACUUGCUCAUCAAGGUGUGAGACCCUGCGACAUUUCCAGGCAACUACGGGUCAGCCAUGGCUGCGUCAGCAAAAUUCUCGGCAGGUAUUAUGAGACUGGAAGCAUUAAGCCUGGAGUUAUUGGGGGCUCAAAACCAAAGGUCGCCACACCCAAAGUAGUAGACAAAAUAGCAGAAUAUAAACGCCAAAACCCCACCAUGUUUGCCUGGGAAAUCAGGGACAGGCUCCUCGCAGAACGAGUAUGUGAUAAUGACACAGUGCCCAGCGUUAGCUCCAUUAACAGGAUUAUACGGACAAAGGUACAGCAACCACCCAACCAGCAAGUCCCAGCCUCUAGUCACAGCAUAGCCUCCACGGGGUCAGUGACACAAGUGUCAUCCGUAAGCACAGACUCAGCAGGCUCCUCCUACUCCAUCAGUGGGAUUUUGGGAAUUACAUCUCCCAGUGCGGAAAGCAACAAACGCAAAAGAGAUGAAGGUAUUCAGGAAUCUCCAGUACCAAAUGGCCAUUCUCUUCCGGGUAGAGACUUCCUUCGGAAACAAAUGAGGGGAGAUCUUUUCACCCAACAGCAGUUAGAAGUGUUGGACCGAGUGUUUGAACGACAACAUUAUUCAGACAUCUUCACGACAACUGAACCCAUAAAACCGGAACAGUGGUGCUCCAUGCUGAUGAGGCAAUACUUGGUGCAACCCCAGACAGUCAUUUUUCAGUCAACAGAAUAUUCAGCCAUGGCCUCACUAGCCGGUGGAUUAGAUGAUAUGAAGGCUAACUUAACAAGUCCUACUUCGGCAGAUAUCGGAGCCAGCGUUCCAGGGCCACAGUCAUAUCCUAUUGUGACAGGUCGUGAUUUGGCAAGCACAACCCUCCCUGGAUACCCUCCGCACGUCCCCCCUGCUGGACAGGGCAGCUAUUCUGCUCCAACGCUGACAGGGAUGGUGCCUGGGAGUGAAUUUUCUGGCAGUCCAUACAGCCACCCGCAAUAUUCAACAUACAAUGACUCUUGGAGAUUUCCUAAUCCUGGAUUGUUAGGCUCUCCUUACUAUUACAGUGCUGCAGCCCGUGGAGCAGCACCCCCGGCAGCCGCUGCUGCUUAUGAUCGUCACUGACACAAGGAACCAAGAGGCACUUACUAAACGUAACAUGCCGGAUGACACCCCUGGAAUCAUCUAGAAUGCAACUGCAGAAAUUGGACUACAAGGAAGGUUAAAAGAAAACAUCCCCACAGACCCACACAAUGAUUGGAUUGUUAUUCUUCCAGCUAGGUGAACUGUGCAUUACUUCCUGUUUUUCAUUAACAAAAUUCGAGUGACCUUAACUGAAUCUCCUGUUUUUCUAAAAAAAAAAAAAAAAAAGAGCAAACAAAGAAUUGGUUUUGUUGACAUUCCCAGUGGCUUGCAAGAUACAGUAGCCUUGGGUUACAUACUGCCGUCUUGCUUUUGGACUGACUAGCUCUCCCUGAUGCUUUUAGCCAUGUCAAGGGAAGAGGAGCAGUUCUCAGUGCUCAGCAGUCUCUGUUGGAUGUCUCUCUUUACUGCAAAUUGUAACUGGAUGUGUGACUCCAAAACGGACCAUAUCGGUUGGGUUUCAUUUUAAGAAAGGGGCAUUAAGGAAAAAGAUUGGUCAGCUCAAAUGACAAAGCACCAAUGUAAAUAACUUGCUUCUUUGUGUUUAGAGUGGUUUAGCAUCAAACACAGCAACGUGGAAAACAUGAUGAUUUUGAAACACAUUGCAAAAUGUGUUUUGUUAUUGGUGCACUGAUUCCAAGAAUUUAGUAAGCUUUAACACAACUCUGAACCAGGUUACCAUUCAUUGUGGCUAUUUCUGGGGCUAAUGUUCUUUCUACAUACUUGACAGUCUAAUAUGUUCCAUAUGUUAGCACUGACCAUAUGAACAAAUGACAAACAUGGACAGUUAGUUCCACCUUAAUUCCUGAAUAUUGAUUUACAGUUAUUUUUAACCACACUUAGUGCUCUCACACACUUUCUGGCUUUAAGUUCAAAGAAAGAAUUCCAAAAAACACACGAAGCCUUAUGCUGAUUGAAUUAGAAUAUAUGUAGAAACUGGUUGUAUAUGGCCCGAAGUGAUAAUUAUUUUCACGAGCCAUGGUGAACUAAAACUAAUAUGAAAACUAAGCUAAGGUUAGAUUUAAUGCAGUUGAACACCACUUACAUUGCCACAGCUCAAUGCUAUGGGGUUUGUUGUUGUUUUACAAAGUUUUUUGCCUUCUCUGCCAAAGUGUUCUGGUGCCUCACCAAACUACAAACUGCCAUGGCAGUUAAAAUCAGAUUGCAUUAUUUUCACAGUUUAAAUGCAUCCUAAGUCUCUCUUAAUGUUAUUUAAAAUGUUGGAGGUCCUGGGCCAACAGCUCCCUGAAACCCAUCCAUAUGUUGAGUAUUGCUGUCAUCAAGGAGAAUGUGCUCACUCUUUGGAUUCCAUUGUAAGUGGAAUCUGUAGCUCCCAUGGAAAUCUAACCAUGGAUACCUUUCCCUUGUGGCUAUCCAUGCCCAAAAUAUGGAUAUUGGCAUCCAAAUCAAGGAGCAGUAGAGCCUAAAAGGCAGAGUUAGCAGCACUUCCUGCAGCUAUUUUAACUGUGUUAAGAUUAUUACACGCUCAACAUAUGAAAAGGAGGGGGAGGAGGUCUUAAGCAAUUCUGGUCGAAAAUCUGUGUCAUUUGGAAUAUUUGUAGAGUUCAAAGAAGACAUUUUUAGGACCACGCUUCAGGAUACAUUAAAAUAAUAUGGGCCACCGGAAAUGUUCUUAGCUGAAGAGGAUGUACAUUUACCCAGAAUAGGUUUGCAUCAUUCCUUGUGUAGAUUAUCACCCUGAUAUUUGAAAGGGGAUUAAUAGUCCUGUGGCAUUUUGUUCAAUGUUUUAUGCACCCUAUAGGCACAGAAUGAAGUUUACAAACGAUAGCAAAGGAUGGACAUCAAUCACUUGUGAUGCCAUGAAAUUCCCUUAGCUCAAAAAAGACCAUUUUAACCAGCAUUUUUUUAAAAGCAUGCAACUAAGGAUGGGCUUUCUGGACAAAAGGAAAACUAGGGUGGAUUCAGAAGGCAGUUUUUGGUCCCCAUGUAACUACCGUGUUUCCCCAAAAAUAAGACAGUGUCUUAUAUAAAUUUUUGCUCCCAGAGAUGUGCUAUGUCUUAUUUUCAGGGGAUGUCUUAUUUUUCCAUGAAGAAGAAUUCACAUUUAUCAUUGAACAAAAAAAGAACAUUAAUUAUAUACUGUACAGUAGUUGUCAUCACAAACCAACAUAACCAAACUAUCAAUAAUUUCUUGUUACCACCAUUAUUUCUAUAUACAACUGGUGUGUACAUUUACCAAUCCUGCAUGUUCUGGUGUUCUGUUUGGUGGGCGUCGGGCAUGCUUUCAAACUAAAACUUUUCUAGGUCUUACUUUCAGGGGAGGCCUUAUAUUUAGCAAUUCAGCAAAACCUCUACUAGGUCUUAUUUUCAGGGGAUGUCUUAUUUUUGGGAAAACAGGGUAGGAGUGGUGAAUCUGUUCUGAGUUUUAGUCUAAACUUUGAAAGAAUUGUCUGAGGUGAAGAAUGUGUUCAAGGUGCAUAGGGUUCAGCACUGUGAUUAAUUCCUUAACAUCUCAGUGGAGUUGGUAAGAAGAUACACUUUGGAAGAGAGAACCCCACUGGAAGGAGUAUGCUUAACUUCCACCAACAGACAGCAAUUUGCCUGCUAAACUGCUCUCCUUGUGCUGUUUCCCACCUGCUAAAGUUUCCUGAUAUGUAUUGGACAUGGCAGGGAGUAAAGAGCUAGGAAAUUAUUGUAAAACAUUGUGGGUGAAAGACAUGUUGUAUCUCUCUGCUGCUUCUCUUCUCCAGAUCAGAAACUCUUAUCACAGCACUAAGUGUUUGACAGCCUCCAGUGAGUAUAAAGUUUGGCUCUCUAAAAUAUAAUUAGACGAUUUUACAUAUUUCUUUUCAGAUGAAUUUCUAACUUAUAUAGUGAACCUUCCUUUAGCAUUUAAAUGAUAGGAAAAGGAGAUGCUAUAUGAUAACAUAAACCCUGCAUAGGAUACAAAUAUUGCAGUACAUUAAAUCCAAUCACUGCAAGUUCAAAGAAACAUAUGGGAGAAAUUCCAGCAAGAUGGAAAGAGUUUUGAGGGGACACUGAUUUAUCAUCCAAAGGGGCCAACAACAGAUACAGUUCAUGCACAUAGCACCAAAUUAGAUGCUUGUGUAAAAUAUCAUUUUGUUGUUGUUAUGUGCCUCCCAAGUUAUUUCCAAUUUAUGGUACCCUUGAGCAAAUCUGUCAUGGGGUCAGCCUUCCUCUGAGGCUGAGAGAGUCUGAUCUACUCAAGGUCACCUAGUGGGUUUCCAUGGCUAAAUGGGGAUUUAAACCCUAGUCUUCUGGGAUGUUAGUUCAACACCCAAACCACUACACCAUCCUGGCUCUCUCCCUGCCUUGUUUUCAUAACAGAUUACUACUUCUUAGGGAAUCACAUAUCAAAGGGACUUAAGUUUUAAAGAAACCUUCUAGGCAUGCUUUAAAGAAAAUUUAGCAGAUGUGCUCUCUCCAGUCCAGAACAUUAUUAAAAGAAUCCUACUGCAGAAGAAAGGAAGGUUAGUUGCAACUAGCUCUAGGCCUGAAACCACUCGCUCUAGAAAAUUCCUUCCAGUUUUCAUAUCUGUUGAAUAUUGAUCGGCCACUCUCAAAAGAUUUGGAGGUGUGACUCUAUUUUGAUAAGCCCUAGAAAGAGUGGAUGCUUAUCUGAAACAUCUCCAGUUCUUUUGAGGUUUAUUUUUUCUUCUCUUUGUCUGAUCUCAAAUAUUUUUCCUGGGGAACUGCAUUAAUUAUAAUGGGUUAAACCCAAACAUUUGGUGGGUCUAUUCCAAGCAUGAACUACGCUUAGAGUUCGACCCACUGAAAUCCAUAGGACUUUUACUCCAUUAACUUCAGUGGUUCUGCUCUAAGCAUGCCUUAGGUUGGAUCUACACUACCAAAUAAUGGUUUGAACUGCAUUACAAGUGUAGAAUCAUAUAAUGUACUUCAAUGCACUGCAUGGGUCUACACUGACCAGGUAGUGCAGUUCAAACUGCAUUAUUUAGCAGCAUGGAUCCAGCUUUGGUCUGAAUCCAACCUAUCAUUUCUCAGAAAGAAAGAAAGAAAGUAUAUUUCAUAUUAUAAAGUCAGUUUUAAGUCACCAUUACCCUAGUUAGGAUUCUUUUAUAGCAAAAAAUAUUGUAAGUUUCCAAGCAGUCUAGACAGAAUAUAUAAAACAGAACUUGAUAAAUCUCUUUAAUUUAGAAUCUGAAUUAUCAGUUCCCCCACAAGUAUUUUGUGCCAAUAUUUAAGCUUUCAUUCUGUAAAAAAGGAAAUUAACUUUUAAAAUAAAACUUUAGGCAAAAGAAAUGUGGGUUAUUAAUUCUAUAUAGUAAAAUAACCAGUAUUGUUUCAUUGAUAUCCAAGCACACUGCCUAUGGGGUUUCCCUUGUUCUGGAAGAGCAGCCAUAUUUUAUGGCUGUAUUUACAGCCACACUGAUUAAAGACUGUCUUAAGCAUAUGAUUCAAUGGAUUCACUUGAUGUGUUUCGUCAUCAGCCAAACACAUCAAGUGAAUCCAGCAGAUUCUUUCUCACCACCCCAUUUCCCUUGGAAUAAAAAUAAGUGUUAGCCUCUAAACUGAUGUAUUUAUUUUUUAGGUCAGACUGCAAUUUAAUACAACUCUUUUCUUAUAUUUAUGCAAAUGGCAAGUUAAAUAUUUGGAAUAAUCAAUGCCCCAUCUUAAUUACUAUAUACAAAAGGUGACAGCAGAGCAUUUUUAUGGCCGAUGUAUGGUGGAGCUGUGAGCGUGUGUACAUGCCAUAUACAUACAUACACAUGCUUGCACACUCAGAUUCCCUCAGAGCUGACCCAAAGCCCAUUAUAACCAGUCUUUCCCCCAGUUUAUUUCCCAAGUCUGCACUGACAAUGUUAGGGAUUUUUCUCUUGGUGUUAUAAGGCAAAACCCAUGAGCGAGCUGGUAUGCUAUGCACACAUUUUCACUUUGUGGUUUUUGUAUCAGAAGACAAUUACUGGCAGUCCCCAAGUUACAAACAAAAUAGGUUCUGUAGGUUUGUUCUUGCUGAAUUGUAUCUAAGUUGGAAUAGAUACAUUUUAAGUAUAAUUCUUAUCUAUUCCUGUUCAGAAAAUUUCAUCUUACUUUCUGUCCCUGUGGUAAUUGGAUUUUGAAAAAAAUGGCUUGUUGUGGAACAAGGAUUGGUGAGAAAGCUUCAGUGGAGACACCUUUCCCCCAUGAUAACCCUUUCAAGAGGGGAUUUCCCUUCCUAUGAGUAGAUCUCUCCCUGUUGUUGCACCUCCUUUCUUAACUAUAAGUUACUUCUAAGUAGGAUGUUUGUAACUCGGGGACUGCCAGUGGCAUCUUAACUCUAGGAAGCUACAAUGCCUUCUUAAAGAAAUCUGUGGAGGAAAUAUAUCUGUGACAAGGAGACUCUUGUAUGGAGGUGAUGGGGGCCUUUUAAUGCCUGGCAUCCAGAGAGCUGUGCUUAGGUACAUCUGAGAUCUUGGGUGUGCAGGUAGAUCUUCCUUUGAAGAUCUAUUUAGAAACCAUACUAUCUCACAAUUUGCUUUUGAAUGUCCUCCUCAGUUUUAAACAUUGUUUGCCACCAGACAUUGGAGACUGCUGCCUGAGAAACAUGAACACAAAGCCCACUUGAGGGAGGAGAGUAGAACUAGUUGCACUGUGCUUUGGAUCCUGGCCAAUGCAAACAGAUGGUAACUAAUAAAGUAUACAUUUAAUUUUCCUCCAGAAUGAAUUCUGCAAAAAUAUAAUGCAUGAACAAGCCUUCAAUCUUCCCUUUGUUUUGCUCAGCCUUAUGUUGGAAGAAACACUGUCCUGGUUUGUCACUUUUUAGCGGCCUUUGAAAACACAGAAGAAGAAAAAAAAACCCCAUGUUCCAUUGCAAAUAGAAUCCCUUUCUGAACGAAUGCUACUUUUUCUCAAAGACAGACUUGUUUGUAUUAAUGAUAUCCAGCAUAAAAGAAAUAAAUGUUGAUUGUAUUCACCAAAGUCUCUGAUGGCUGUUUAGAAGCUUACUUUUAAAAACCAACAAAAUAGACAAAACAAAUAAGUAACAAAAAAAAAUCCACAAUUGAAUUGCCUUUGAACGUAGGAGAUGAAUCAGUCUCCACACAGAUAAAAUUGCUUCUUAAAAUGUGUAUGUUUUGUAUUCUUUUUUUCUAGUAGGAAAAGAACUGACUUGAAAUCUUGGUGUUUUUUUCUUAGUGCUGUGUGUUGCUUUUGUGUGUAAUAAUAUUUGAAUGUAAUGACAGCAGUGCCAAUUUGCCAAAGAUGUCGGAUAUUUUGUUUUGUUUUAUUUCGUUUGGGGGUUUGGGUUAUUUUUUUUGGAGCUGGGUGGGUGUUUAAGAGGUGGGUCAAAGGGAGGGGCCUUUGGGGAAGAUGUUGAUUUCUUUUUUGCUUUGGUUCUGAAUUUUCAUGUCAAUACUGGACUUUGUGAUUUUUAUUCUAAGUUAAAUGGUUGACUGCAAAACAUUUUAUUUUAGAUUAGUUGAAGAAACAUGCAAUAAGAUUGGCGUAGUUUCAAUAUCUGUGUGUCUUUUCAUGAGAGUGACUGUUACUUGUGAACAUUUUGAUUUUAUGUAACCUUUAUGUGAGAUAAUUAUUUGUAAAUAUUUACCAUAAUUUUAUUGGUUCCAAAAAUAAAAGUAAUUUUUUUAAGUUCAAGAAAA